Monosiga brevicollis MX1 is the source of this 1077-nucleotide messenger RNA. RefSeq lists its product as uncharacterized. Bases 1 to 1077 code for a protein of 358 amino acids. The transcript has 3 exons. The record is from RefSeq and is a predicted model, not a curated record. NCBI's taxonomy places the organism in Eukaryota, Choanoflagellata, Craspedida, Salpingoecidae.
AUGACUCAUCACGACCUGGACGGCACCGAACCAACUGGCAUGCAAGAUAAUCAACCCUUGUGGCAGUGUGCCACCUGUCAAGUGCAGUUUUUGCGCCGCUCGGACCACGUCAAAUACCACCUCAUGUCCCACUUGGACGUGCGCCCAUAUGAAUGUGAAUCGUGUGGGAAGCGCUAUCGCCAGCAAUACUCGCUCCAACGCCACCAGAGCAAGAUGAAGCACUCUGGUAUUAAGGAGCAUGAAUUUGAUCUUGAAGCCCUCGUGCAUGAGAAGCAACAGUCAGGCAGCCCGAUUCCCAAGGCUCGGGAACGCCGACCCAACCGUAGUCUCUCAGACGCUGACGAGACCACUUCCAAUCCUGAUCACGAUACCAGCCAUUCAUCUGCUUUGGCCAUGCUCACAAAAGCAGCCGCUGCUACAAACCCCGCCUGGGCCUCGCCUCAGCAUGGCAUUAGCAGUCACACCCCACCUCUGCCCUCGCACCGUCACCAUGGAUCGGGUUCCGAUGACAGUGGGCUCCCUGCUUCCAAACGCAGCAAACCGGGGUCUUUCUCUGAUUCUUCACGAAACGAAGAGUCCAUUCGAAGCGCCGGCUUGGCUCCCUCGCACGGGCUCGAUGCAGCACAUCUUGCUCAAGGUCUCGUGCAACCUGCUGGCAACGCCGAUGCUGGCACCGCAGCUGCAGCUGCAGCCGCCAUGGCCGGUGGUGCAAUGCCACCCUGGUUGUCCAACUCCCCCGCUCUGAUCAACGCCCAGUCACAGAUGCAAGCCGCCCAGAUGCAGGCGCAGUUUAUGACCAUGAUGAUGAUGCAGCAAGCCUUGGUCAAUAACAUGGCCAACAUCCAGCCAAACUCCUUGGCCAUGACCAGCGCCUCAUACGUGCCCCCGGCCUUUUUCAAUAACCUGCCCCACAUGGCCAACACGGGCAACCUGCCCUCCCACCCGGCCUCGACCCUCGGUCUAGCCUCACAAGUUGGCCUCAAGAGUGAACCCACCUUCACCCCCAAUCUGAGUGGAACCUCCAUGCCCGCAAAUUAUGAGCGGCAGUCAGUCACACAGUCCAGCGGUGGCAUAUAG